CCCUGUCUCCCCACACCGUCCCUGUCAUUCCCAGCGGAGCCCCAGCAGAGGCAGAGGAAGGCGAAACAUGAGUGCUCUGGAAAUCCAGAACAUCAACUGGCAGAUGUCUGCCAACCGGGGCGCGCAUCAUACAGAAAAGUUCUCCAGCCAAGACCUCAUCUUGCGGAGAGGCCAGCCCUUCGAGGUCUCAAUAUCCUGCAACCGAAGUCUUGGCUCUGAUGAACGUCUAGAUUUCACAGUCUUCACAGGACCCUCCCCGUCAGAGUCAGCCAGGACGAAGGCUACUUUUCCAGUCUCCAGUGGGAGCAGUAGAGGGGGCUGGAAUGCCCAGCUCAAGGCCAGCAACGGCAAUGCUCUGACCAUCGCCAUCUCCAGUCCCGUCAAUGCACCCAUAGGGUGGUACACCAUGAACAUUCAGAUCUCCUCCCAGGGCAGUGUCUCCUCCAAGAAGCUUGGAAUGUUCAUACUGCUCUUUAACCCCUGGAUGCAAGGGGAUGAUGUCUUUAUGAGUAACCAAGCUGAGAGACAAGAGUAUGUUGAGGAAGAUUCCGGCAUCAUCUAUGUAGGAAGCACAAAUCGAAUUAGCAUGGUUGGCUGGAAUUUUGGACAGUUUGAAGAAGACAUUCUGAGAAUCGGCCUCUCCAUCUUGGAUAAGAGUCUGAACUUCCGCCGUGACCCUACUACUGAUGUGGCCCGCAGAAACGACCCUAAAUACGUUGGCCGGGUGCUGAGUGCCAUGAUCAAUGGCAACGAUGACAACGGCGUGAUUGCUGGGAAUUGGAGCGGCAGUUACACAGGUGGCCGGGACCCACGAAACUGGAACGGCAGUGUGGAGAUCCUCAAGGAGUGGAAAAAGUCUGGCUUCAGGCCGGUCCGAUUUGGCCAGUGCUGGGUGUUUGCAGGGGCCCUCAACACAGUGCUGCGAUCCUUGGGGAUUCCCUCCCGGGUGAUCACCAACUUCAACUCAGCUCAUGACACAGACCGAAACCUCAGCGUGGAUGUGUACUACGACCCCAUGGGAAACCCCCUGGACAAAGGUAGUGAUAGUGUAUGGAAUUUCCAUGUCUGGAACGAAGGCUGGUUUGUGCGGAAUGACCUGGGCCCCUCAUACAGUGGAUGGCAGGUGUUGGACGCUACCCCUCAGGAGAGGAGCCAAGGAGUGUUCCAGUGUGGCCCAGCUUCGGUCAACGCCAUCCGAGAGGGGGACGUGGACCUGAAUUUCGACAUGACCUUCAUCUUCGCGGAGGUUAAUGCUGACCGCAUCACCUGGAUCUAUGAUACUGCCAACGGCAGCCAGAAGCAGAAUUCCUUGGACACUCGUUCCAUCGGCAAGUACAUCAGCACCAAGGCGGUAGGCAGCAACUCUCGCAUGGACGUCACGGACAAGUACAAGUACCCAGAAGGUUCCAAAGAGGAAAGACAAGUGCACGAAAAGGCUUUGAGCAAACUUAAACCCAAUGCAACGUUUGGCGCCACAUCUGCAGGGGAUGUGGCAGGAGAGGAACUGGCACCCAGCAUCUCUGGGAGGUUCAAGGUCACUGGCGUACUGGCAGUAGGCCAAGAAGUCAGCCUAGCCCUGCUGCUCAAAAACCUGACCAGUGAUAGAAAGACGGUGACGGUGAACAUGACCGCCUGGACCAUCGUCUACAAUGGCACGCUAGUACACGAGGUGUGGAAGGACUCAGCCACAAUAUCCCUGGACCCCGAAGAAGAAGUGCAGCAUCCUGUGAAGAUUUCGUACGCUCAGUAUGAUAAGUACCUCAAGUCAGACAACAUGAUCCGGACCACAGCCAUAUGCAAGGUGACCGAUGAGGCCGAAGUGGUGGUGGAACGGGACGUCAUCCUGGACAACCCCACCCUGACCCUGGAGGUGCUGGACCAGGCCCAUGUGCGCAAGCCUGUGAACGUGCAGAUGCUCUUCUCCAACCCCCUGGAUGAGCCGGUCAAGGACUGUGUGCUGAUGGUGGAGGGCAGCGGCCUGCUGCGGGGCAACCUCAAGAUCGACGUGCCAGCUCUGCGUCCCAAGGAGCGGUCCCGGGUCCGUUUUGAGAUCCUGCCCACCCGAAGUGGCACCAAGCAGCUGCUGGCUGACUUCUCCUGCAACAAGUUCCCCGCCAUCAAGGCCAUGCUGUCCAUCGAUGUGGCUGAGUGAAGGGCCCUGGCGGCCCCUAUACAAACUUGGGUACCACGGAGCAGGGAAGCUCACCUGCAGAGUGAGACCCCUGCCCGUGUUGUCCAGCCUGGGAAGCCCACUCCAUCCUCUGAGGCUGCCGGACACGGACUUCCAGCACAUACUCCCAUCCCCCUCACCCCCAGGCCAGGGCAGGGUCCACCCUGGUCUGUGACUUAAUCACUUUUGCACAUUCCUGACCGCUGCCCCCUGCAGCUUCCUGCUGUGAGCCCCAUAAUCCUGCUCAUCCUUCAUGCCCAUCAGUGCUACAGGACAGAGCACUGACCCAGGGACUCUCCAAACGGAUACGGGGAGAAGCCAGUCUGGACUGUUUGCUGAUCCCCAGCCUGCACAUGGGAUACACCUGCUCUCCCUGGGGUCACCAUGGAGGGCAGGGAAUGCUUAGUUAUCUGCUGCGGCAUCACAUCCUUACACGCAAAAUAAAUGUUAAAUAAGUGCAAUGACCGGGCACCAGCUCUAGCAGACUGCUGUUUCACCUGAGGUGGUGGAGGAGACAGCGGGGCUGUCCGGGGUCAAGUCCUUCUGGAGAAG
Molecule: messenger RNA, 2722 nt
Organism: Sciurus carolinensis (gray squirrel)
Lineage: Eukaryota; Metazoa; Chordata; Mammalia; Rodentia; Sciuridae
Gene: Tgm3
Product: transglutaminase 3
Exons: 13
Coding region: 68-2152 (694 amino acids)
Biological process (GO): peptide cross-linking
Molecular function (GO): protein-glutamine gamma-glutamyltransferase activity
Source: RefSeq, a predicted model, not a curated record